Molecule: messenger RNA, 6087 nt
Organism: Talaromyces rugulosus
Lineage: Eukaryota; Fungi; Ascomycota; Eurotiomycetes; Eurotiales; Trichocomaceae
Exons: 2
Coding region: 1-6087 (2028 amino acids)
Biological process (GO): peptidyl-serine phosphorylation; phosphorelay signal transduction system
Cellular component (GO): cytoplasm; nucleus
Molecular function (GO): protein serine/threonine kinase activity; ATP binding
Source: RefSeq, a predicted model, not a curated record
AUGGCAGCCAACGACGGAGGCGAUGCUCCGCGAUUCCUCGCCCCGCCCGCCGUCACGGCCCUCAGGGCAGAAGCCGCCGAGCCACGCCGCGUCUCGAUGGAGCGUUCCUUUAGCGAGGACAUGCGAGCCGAGCGCGAUGACCUCCGUGAAGCCGCCGAACAAACGUUGAACGUGAUUUUGGACAUGGGCCUCGAUGGCCGCGUCAAAUGGGUCAGCCCGUCCUGGAGACAGGUGAUCGGUACCCAGCCAGAAUCGGUGGAGGGCAGGGUAGUUUCUGACCUGCUCUGGACGAACAAGACGUGUUUUCAGGAUUCUAUCAACUCGAUGAAGGAGGACGAUUCUCGAAGCCGUUUUGUCCGUUUUUCCGUCCGCAUGGGUCCCCAUUCCAUGUUGAGAUCCAGGGCAAAUCGCCCAGAACAAGAGGAUGACACCCAGAAGAGCGAGAGUGAAACCAUGGUUGCAGGAGAGAUGGACGAGGAAGAAGCACAAGAAGACAAUGACGAGAAUGUGCUCAAUAUGGAAGCUCAAGGAAUCAUGGUUUACGAUCGCUCCGGUGACGGCGAAGGACAUACCAUGUGGAUGCUGCGACCCUCUACGUCACCGAAAGAAGUGACUAUCGAUCUUCCUCCACUCCUAGUGGAAUCCCUCGGUGUUGGCGCAGAAGUCCUAGCAAACCAUCUGACAACCCUCGCCGAAAAAGGCGACGAAGCCAGAACCACAAAAGAAAGCAUCCCAACGCCCAUUCUAUGUCGAAUUUGUGAACGGCAGAUCACCCCGUGGUGGUUCGAGAAGCAUUCGGAACUGUGUUUGCAGGAACACACCGCUGAGAUGGAAGUACAAAUCGCCCAAGAGAACCUCGACGAACACCGCCACGCCAUUGUCAGAGUACUCGACGCACUGGAGGCCCGUCAGGGACGACCCCUGUCCGCCGACAACCAGUCGCCCUCUCGAGCAGAAUACAAGGGCCUCCCCAUUGGUCCAUCUCCAGCCUCGUCAGGGCCGGCCUCGGCUCCCGGCUCUUCCCCUGCAACACCGCCUCUAUCGCGAGACCCUUCUACCUCCGGCUUUGGUCAUGGACGAGGUCGUUCUUUUGCAGUCCGGAGACCUUUAGCACGAAUCGCUGAGCUUGUCCUAGACCUCUGCGACACUGCCUUGGAAAUUAGCACCCCGGCACUCAAAGAAACCCGGGGAGACAGCGCCGAAGAAUUGCGGACCUUGUCGCCACAAUCGGAAUCUCGUAUUUCCCAGGUCCUUCAAUGGCAGUCUCCCAGCAGCAACACGCUGGAACAAGAACAGGGCCUUGCCGCUCUAUCUGCCGACACUGAACAGGUCGCCAAAGCCAAGGUCGAAGCUGUUGUCCGUCAUCGCCGUAUUGUCGAGUACGCUGAGAGAAUCCGAGUGGAAUACACGGUGAUGGUCGAAGAAUGCAUUGAAGCCGCCCUAAACAAAGCAGAGCGUAUUGCGGCGGGUGACUUGUCCGACUCUUCGACAUCUUCGUACGAUGAGGAGAUAGAGGAGGAGACACUAGAUCAGCCGGAGCGAGAGCAGCCGGACUCCUCUCAACCCCCCGAAUCUGUUGCUUCUGCUGCCUCUCAACCCCAAGAGAUCGCCGAAGGAACUGCACGUGUUUCAUCAGAUCCUUCAUCAAGCUCUCAGUCACCGCGACGUGGCUCGUCGGUCGCUGUCUCGACUCGCUCUGCGAGCCCGUUGGAAUGCCCGACUCCUCGCUCAUACAAAAGUCUUAGUGGCUUGUUGGGGUCUUCUCACCCGACCAAACGCGGAUCACUGCUAGCCGAGAGUGAUUACGGCGACAAUAGCGAUAGCAGCAGUGUGCCCUCAUCUUCACUGAUUGCAGCAGCGAUCAGGAACGAAUCCCCAUCAUCCGAGAAAGGAAUAUCGCGCGCAACGAGUUCUAAGAGCAGAAAACGCAAAAGUCUCAUAUUGACCAAUUUAUCAAGUUCUCCGCGCCGACAGCCUUCACCCGCUCGGGCUCCAGGACCAGGCUCUCCGUUGCGACUUUCAAAGCCUCGUCUCCCCAGUGGUGAGAGUAUGCCGUCUCCAAGCAUCUCUCCCUUGCUGUCGACAAACGAUUUGGCCGCUCACGGAUUACCGCCACACCAGUAUAUGCAUUCUCACAUUCAUCACCACCGCCGACAAUCCUCGACGGCAUCGUCGGACGUCAAGGCUCCCAUUUCCCCACACUUAAGUUCGGUGAGCCAGCCUCAGCCUCGCCCGGCACCCCCGUCAAUCAAAGAUUUCGAGAUUAUCAAGCCCAUCAGCAAAGGUGCCUUUGGGAGCGUCUACCUUUCCAAGAAGAAGUCUACAGCCGAAUAUUUUGCUAUUAAAGUGCUCAAGAAGGCAGACAUGGUGGCCAAGAAUCAAGUCACAAACGUUAAAGCAGAGCGGGCAAUCAUGAUGUGGCAGGGUGAGAGCGACUUUGUUGCUAAGCUAUACUGGACCUUCUCGAGUAAAGAAUAUCUCUAUCUAGUGAUGGAGUAUCUCAACGGCGGUGAUUGCGCUUCUCUGGUCAAGAUCCUUGGUGGCCUGCCUGAGGAUUGGGCUAAGAAAUACAUCGCUGAAGUUGUCCUUGGACUUGUCCACCUGCACAACCGAGGAAUUGUGCAUCGUGACCUGAAGCCAGAUAACCUUCUCAUCGACCACAGCGGUCACCUCAAACUAACCGACUUCGGCUUAUCGCGCAUGGGUCUCGUUGGUCGUCAAAAGCGCGUGUUGAAAAGCCCAGACGAGUCGGCGCCGGAUUUACUGAAACAGGGACCUUUUCCGCGAGCAAUGUCGAUGGCUUCUUCAAGAUCUGCUUCUUUUGAUUUCCAAGGUGGCCACUCGCCAAGUUCGACCCCCAUCAUGGCUCCAGAUACCGCGGGAAGCUACAACCAGCCCUCAUAUUUCAGUCUCAAUCAAACCCGGGAGGGUUCAGGACGCGCAUCUGGCUACCGAAGUGAUAGCGGUGGAAGUGACACUUUACACGCAAUUUUCCGUACCUUCUCAUUAAAUGAAGGAACAGAGGCACCCGCACCACUGCCACCUCCGUCUCAAGCGGCCACUGAAGAUGAAGCUCCCAGCGAAGCAGGGGAAUCUCCACAUCUAGUCCCAGUAAGCCAGCCUAUCAGCACUGCAUCGCACAACACCCCGCCGUCGCAGUCCAUGCCACCUCCUCCAAUGGCUUUGUUUGAUCCCGAAGACCACAAUCGAAGAUUUGUCGGUACCCCCGACUAUUUGGCCCCUGAAACCAUCAACGGCGUCGGUCAAGAUGAAAUGAGUGAUUGGUGGUCAUUAGGAUGUAUCCUAUUUGAGUUCCUCUUCGGGUAUCCUCCCUUUAAUGCCUCGACACCAGAUGAGGUUUUUGAGAAUAUUCUACACAGACGGAUCAACUGGCCGGAUGAAGCCCAUGAAUUGGCCUCCCCAGAAGCACUUGACUUGAUGAAUAAGCUAAUGACCAUCAACCCUGAGCAACGCCUGGGAGCCAACAUUGAAGAAAAAUUCCCGAACGGUGGUGCGGAAAUCCGUGCCCAUCCAUGGUUUGUCGAUAUCAACUGGGAGACCUUACUCGAAGAUAAGGCAGAAUUUGUCCCUAACCCAGAAAACCCGGAGGACACCGAGUACUUUGAUGCCCGCGGUGCCACUCUGCAGUCAUUUGAAGAUAUCGAAGACCAACAGCCUGCUCAAUACCCACUGUCGACAGGGGAGUAUCCAGACCGGCCGCAUGACGCGCUCUCCAAGGUCCGCACUCAAGCAAACUCGGGAAAAAGAGGGCUCAUGCCGCUACAUAUCCCCCCGCACGUUCGAGAUACCCGCAGUCGACGUCUCAGUGAACCCGUCUUGGAUGACGACUUUGGGAACUUCAACUUUAAAAACCUGUCCAUGCUGGAGAAAGCUAAUAAGGAUGUUAUCCAUCGAUUACGACAGGAAGCCAUGCAGGCUCAGCAACGACCGGUACAGCAGGCAACCGUGUCUCCAACCCCGCCUAGUUCUGCACCAUCUCUUGAAAGUAGUCCACUUCUUCCGAUGCCGCUACAGCGCACCCUCUCACAGAACAAGGGCAAUCGACCCGUUUCUCCAUCUGGAUUUAGCCAAACCGGCUCCUCGCCUAACCGGCCCUCACAACCCUCUUCCCCGUUGUUGGUCCAAUUUAGUACCGGCCAGAAUCACGAACGCAGAAAGACUUCCGGGUCGUCCUCGGCGCAGUCGCAACAAUCGGUUGGUUCCAUGCCUGAGAAACUUGGAGAUAUCCCGCGUCUAACAACUAGUGUCAAGCUUGCUUCCUCAGCGCCUUCGCCCAACAAGGCUACUAGGAUCCCCGCUCAAUCUCCGGACAAGAACGUUCCAGGCCCCCCCUCGCUCUCUGCUUCAUCAACUACCGUCUCAACACCAUCGGCUGGGAUCCGAGCAAGAUCACAGACAAUGGGGUCCCAGGACACUGAGGCGCACCAGAUUUCCGGAAAGGAGCCAUUUAUCCCUGGUCAUCAUAAACGUCGAAGUCAGCUAUUUGAUAUUUCGCCCUCCUCAUCCGACAACGAAGAUCCUCGUACUAAAGCGCUCUUGAAGGUACAAAGAAGACGCCAGAGCUCUAGGAGACUAUCCCAAAUAAACCUAUUGGAUGGACCAAGUUUCCGUCCUCUGGAUGUGCUGAUUUGUGAGGAUCAUCCAGUCUCUAGGCUAGUUAUGGAACGCCUUUUUGAAAAACUGCGUUGUCGCACCAUCACCGCGCUUAACGGUUCUGAGGCGAUGCGAUACGCUUUAAGCGAAGUCCAAUUCGAUAUCAUCAUGACUGAGGUCAAACUUCCGCAAAUAAAUGGAGCAGACGUGGCUCGUAUGGUGCGUGAGACUCGGAGUGCCAAUCGGCAUACACCUAUUAUCGCCGUGACAGGGUAUUUGAAAGAUCUUCCGGAGGCACAUCAUUUCAACUCUUUGGUCGAAAAGCCACCAACUUUGACCAAAUUGACAGAGGCAUUGUGUCAGUUUUGCCAAUGGAAGCCGCCACCAAAGGACUACGUUCCAGUACACUCCUUGAUGAUUCCUCCCCCGAUUCCCCGCAGCCUCAUGCAUACCGAGGACAGCCCAAGCUCGACAUCGUCUGGUUUCCACCCGGUUCCCUCUAGUUCUUACAGAGGCUCGAGUCGUGCAGAUUCUGUUGGAAGCAGCUACUUUGGUGACAUGGAUUCAAUCAAGGCUGAAGACGUUCCCGUCAUUAUCAGCCGUCACACAGAUAGUUGGGGAGAUGUAUCGGAUGGACUCGGAAUAGAAGGUGCUGCUGCGGCACCCUUGCCAAUCGAAACCAAACCAAACCCGAGCACUGUCAAUCCUGCACCUCCCCCUAUACCGCAGUUAGGGCAUACCCUUUCAGCACCACCUACGUCUGCAAUGCCUGGUACGAUCACCCCACGUAAACAGCGGUCGAGUGAGGCAAUUCGCGCGAAACGCGAAGUCUUAGAGAAUCGUCGUUAUGAAUGUGCUGAAUCCGGGGAUGACGAGGACGAGGAACUUGGCAGUCACCAUGUCCGCCAUCGUAGCCCAGCACAUACAUCAAAAGGGCCCCGAUCUAGUUCAAAGCUCGGCAUUGAAAUGAUGCGGACAAAUAGCCGUGGAAGCGUUGUUAGCGGCAGCGAAGAGUUGAUCGCCAAGGAAAAAGCAUCUCCUAGUCCGGAGUCAGACAUUCAAGAGCUUGGGGAAAGACUCGAAGCCUUUCAACUUCCUGAAGAUGAGCUUGCUCCUGGGAAGCAACAGGAUGAAGUAGAGUCACCGCGCUCUUCAAAGUCACCCGAGCAGUGGCGACGUUCAGCUUUAGAGCCUCUCCACGAGUAUCCUUCAGAGACACGGACUUCAAUAACGAGUUGGCCGACAUCGGUUCCGCAAAUUUCCACACCCUCCAAAGACAGCAACUCGACCGAAGAAGCGAAUGAUACCGCAAAAUUAGAGCUUCCACUGACGCCCGAGGAAAAUACGGACCUUGACUCUGCCACCGAUCCCGACGCUACGCCUCGACCAGUGCCUACUACCCCAGCCAUGUCGGAUAUCGGCGAUGCUACACCACGUGUAGGCCGUAGCAUCCUUCCAUGGAAACGACGAUAG